Molecule: messenger RNA, 9777 nt
Organism: Caenorhabditis sp. 36 PRJEB53466
Lineage: Eukaryota; Metazoa; Nematoda; Chromadorea; Rhabditida; Rhabditidae
Source: the annotation of a GenBank genome assembly
AUGAGCGACACAAACAAUCAACUGCUGCUCUUGCUCGCCGCCGCCCAACAACAGCAACAACAACAGCAACAACAACAACAGGCGGCCGCCACGUUUCAACAACAAUUGGCCCGAUUUCAAAACGCCACGUCAUCUUCUGGAUCCGCGAAUGUCACGUCAUCAUCAGACGCCAAAAGUCCGGCGCAACAGCAAAAUGUUGUGGCGCAACAAAUUGCACAACUCGCGCAAGUGGGACUGUUGGCGGCGGCCCAGAAAAAAUCGACGCCUACACAAUCGACGUCGUCUGGAGCCAGUGCCAUGUCAUCAAGCGUCGUGCCGGGCAUCUCUCCCGAAUUGAUGAUGAUGUGGCAACAGGCGGUGCAAAUUCAGGCCCUUCAACAAAUGAUGAUGACGCCGCCGCCGCCAAAGUCGCAGAUGGAGGAGGCGAUCAAAAAAAUGAUGGAGAUGGCGAAGAAGCCGAAAAAUGCGACGCCAUCGUCGACACCGAAUCCGAAUGCCACGUCGUCUGACGGAAAUAACGUGAUGAAUUCGGUAAUGUGGAACCUCGUGGCCGCGCAAAUGCAACAACAGAAAACGCAACAGCAGAAGGAGAAUCAGAGGAAAGCGGUUGGUCGUUUUGGAGAAUUUUCUGGAAAAAAACGUUAUUUAUUAUUUUUAGGCAAAUUAUCCUUUUUGUGGUUGUGAAAAACCGAAAAGAACGAAAAAGAACUGUAAUUUAAAGCCGCAGGACUCUAAUUUUGUCAAAACUUUCGGUUGUUUGGCUAAAAUUGUGUUUGUUUAAUUUUUUGCAAACCAAUUUGCCGCUUUUGAGUAAAAAUGCGACAAAAGUUCGAUUCUCCGCAACGGAAGAUGACCCCUUUUUCUUACAGGAACAAAUUCGAAAAGCGCGCGAAGAGGCGAAGAAGCAGCAGAAGGAGCAAGAGAUGAAAACGAAGCAACAAGAGGAAAUUGUGAAGUUUCUGAUGGCGCAACAUCAAGUCGGUCAGCAGAAGAAGCAGCAGAAGAAGCAGGAAGAGGCGGCGGCGCUGGCGGCGGUGUUGACGGCGCGCGCGAAGGCCGCCGUGGCCGCGGCGAGCGGUGCGGACCACGCGGAAGAGACGCGGAAGCUCGCGGAGGCGAUGAUUCGGCUGCCGCUCCAGUUGGGAUGGCGGCGGCAGACGUGCGUGCGGAGUCUGACCGCGAACAGCGUCAAAGGAGACGUCUCCUACUUUGCGCCGUGCGGAAAGAAGUUGGGCACCUACUCGGAAGUGGUUAGGGUGAGUAAAAGCGCUCACGAUUUUAUAAAAACCAAGUUUACAGUACCUCUCGAAGAACGGCAUCAACUACAUGACGCGCGAGAAUUUUGCGUUCACCACCAAAACACUCAUCGGCGAAUUCAUCGUGCCAAAGAGUUCGGAAGCCGACGAGACACGUCAGGAACGCGAGUUCGUGCUCAUGACCGAAGAGGAGAUGGCCAAGGAGAUGACCCGAAUGAAAGAGGCGCCCAAGAUUACGGUAGCCGCCGCGCUCGCCGCACUCAAAGCCAACUCCGCGGAUCUUGACGACGAUUCGAAGCUCAAAAUGCAUUCCUCGGAGGCCACGUCCACGACAGUUGCCCAUCGGCAUACUGUAAUUGAGGAGCCCGAAGAGCCCCUCGACCCCCUGGAGCUCAACGAUGAAUUUUUGGAUGAACCGCAUGGGACCGGCGCGCAAAAUGGUGGAGUGGUGGUCGCGGAAGAGUGCAAAGCACGGGAACGCGAGACCGACGAUCUUUUGGUGAAUGCAAGCGAUAUUCGGCACUUUCCCGAAUUUUCUCGAAUCCAAAACCAGAAUCUGAGCUCGCAGGGAUUCGCCGACGCGCUUCAAGUACACGAGUUUGUGCAAAACUUUGGACAUGUUCUAGGAAUUGGUGAGUAUUUUUUGCUAACUAUGCAAACGUGCUCCACCGUACUCUACACUCUGCUUGUGAAAAACGUGUGAACAACGAGCAAUUCUGAUAAAAUUUCAAUAAAAAUGCAUAAGUGGAGCGCAUCCAACUAGAAUUCCAUUCGCAAAAUCAUUUUAUCAAUAUUGUAGAUCUGGAAAAAGCGCCGAAACUCGAAGCGCUCUGUUGUGGAUUGGCCGGCGACGCCGAGAAAGCCGACUCGAUUUUGCAGCUGACUAGGCAAUUAUUACGGUUGGCUCUCGAAUUUCCGGGAAUGGGAAACGAGAAGAGGUACGGUAGAUUACUGUAGUUUUGCUCUUCUCAAAACCAGUUUUUUUUCCAUUCAGAUUCGGUCAAGGCGGCGGCGAAAUGGGCCUGGAUCGCGAGAAUUUCAGCGAAGUUAUGCGACUCUUCCUCGUCGACAAGGGAAAACGCGGCGAAGAGGUGAGCUGUAAUUUUUUUUUUUAGGAUUGGCUAAUAUUUUUUACAAACUGCCAAGAUGAUUUGCGUCGUUUUCAGCCAAAACAGGAGUAUGUAGCAUUUUUUUGAACAAAGCUGUGAUUUUUCAAAAUUGCACCAAAUUUUUCUAACUCGCUCAACUUUGAAAAAUCAUAACUUUGUUCAAAAAAAUGCUGCACACUCCCGCUUUGGCUUAAAAUGACGGAAAUCAUCUGGAGACGAACACUUUCCAAAAGAUCUCAACCUCCUUAUUUUCCAGAUUUCCCGCCCACUCCUCAACUCGAAUUUCGUGGCGAUCAGCGGCGAGGAGAAGGCCGCAAUCCUGGCGUUUCUGUGCGAUGAGCUCGUGUGCUCACGGAAUGUGGUCACCGAAAUCGAUCGGAAUCUCGACGAGAUUUCACGUCUACGCGGCGAGAAAUGGAUGCGCGAGGGCAAGGCGCGCGCGCUCAAAGCCGCCGUGAAAACGAAGAAUUUGACCGUUGCUGUGGCUCAAGAAAAUCAUCAGGAAAGUGACUCGGAACCGCCGACCCGUCCAGUCACACCCAAAAAACCGACAACAACUGUGCCGAACACGACGUCGCCACCAGUGGUCCCUCGAAAGUUCACGCCCGGUCUCGGCCAAUGCGAAGUGCUCACCGAGCACGAAGAAUCGAUGAGCCAGCCGGAAAUGGACGCGCUCAUCGGCCGUCUUCACGUCGAGGCGCACGAGAUCAACGAGAAAAUCCACGCGGCGCACCACAAAAUUCGCACUUUCCCGUUCGGCACCGAUCGUUUUCACCGCAACUAUUGGCUGCUCGCGCACACGGACGCGGUGCUCGUCGAGUCGGUCAGCACCGCCGGCGCCCACAAUCCGGCGUGCAAUGUGCAAGAAAUUGCGGCCCGAGAUCCGCCGCUUUUGGAGAAACGACUGACCGGAUUUGGCGCCGAGUUUUUCGAAAAAAUCGAUGACGACGUGAUCGGCAUCGUCGAGGAUUUGAUCGAUGAGGUCGUGUUGCAGCGGGCGCGAGCGGAUAAAAAGAUGCGAAAACGGUAUCGACGCGUCGAGAAUCAGAUGAAGAGAGGAUGGUGGACACUGCCCAAUCGGUAAGCCAAAUUUUCGGUUUUUUGCUCCGCUGCACUUUGCUUUUCUCAUUUUAUUGCAGCAAAGCGCGUGAAACUUGAAACUGCUUAAAACAACACUAUUUUGACGAAAACUAUACUUUCAGAGACUGUAUCGAACCGCUGCGAACGGCGCUUCUCGGCCGCGGGAUUCGCGAGCGUGCCCUCCACCGACUACUCACCAAGCCGUGGUUCCUCAACGAUCUCAAGUUCGGCACCAUUUCGCUGGAGCCGCUCGGCGAGCUCACCGACGUGGCACUCGUCGAAGGUCAGGGAUGGGUGCGGCUCAACGAGGCGGUCGAAAAAUUGCGGAUCCAUCUGAAGAUGUCGGAUGUGGCGAGGCCGGAGUACGCGCAGACGGAGCAGAAACCGACGGUUGUUCCGACGACGAUGGCGCUGGCGCAAGUGGUGAAGGACGAUACGGAGUGGAAGAUUUUGGAGGCCACGAACCCGCUGGAUCAUUUAGAUCCGACCGAAGUUCGAAAGAAAAUCAUCGAAACGGCGGAGAUGGUUGAUCCGAAAUACUGGCGGCCUCGUUUCCGAGCCCCAGAAGAUUCCGAUGACGUGUGCCAACUGUUCGAAGACUGGAAACAGUACGUACUUGACGAAGCCGAAACCAGCAGCCAACUCAUGGUCGCCCUACAAGCGCUCGAAGGAAUGAUCAUGUGGGAGCGUGCGUCGCGAGAGGCGCUUUGUCAAAUUUGCAAGAGUAUGGACGGAGACGAGAUGUUGGUGUGCGAUGGAUGUGAAAGCGGAUGUCAUAUGGAGUGCUUUCGAGUGAGUUUUGACAUACAUCCAUGUGAAUAGCAGAGUUGAGCGGAAGAAUUUUUAUCUUUUUUAGAAAAUUUUUUCAUGAAAUGUGAUUAACUGACGAAAUGUAUAGCAAAGUGAACUCUGCUCAUAGAAAAAUAAUUGUGAAUUUAGCUUUUCCUACAAAAAAGUUAUUCGAGUUGUUCCGUGAAAAAAAGGCUAACCGAAGACGGAAGGACAUUUUCACGGAACCAAUCGAAUAAGUCUUUUGUAUGAAAAGUUAAAUUUACAAUUAUUUUUCUAUGCGCAGGGUUCACUUUGCUAUACAUUUCGUCAGUUGAUCACAUUCCAUGAAAAAAUUUUUUUAAAAAGAGACAAAUUCUUCUGUGUUCUUCCGUUGAGUUCUUCCGCUUAACUCUGGCUCUCACCCAUAAGGCUGGAGUUCCAUUCCUCGCACAGGAAAAUGUCUUUUGCUUUCUUUUUUGCUUUGCUUCUCUAAACUGAAAAUGUGUCAAAUUUGCAGCCCCGAAUGACAAAAGUGCCCGACGGCGACUGGUUCUGUCAGCGGUGUCGCGAGGAGAAGUCAGGCCGGCCGAUGUGCAUGUUCUGCAGCCGCGAGAGUGGAGUGUUGUACCGCUGCCAACGGUGCGCCUACCACGUGCAUCAGGAGUGCGCCCAACAAGACGGACCGAAGGAGCCUAUCCACGCGGAGACGUUCAUUUGUACGCAUUGUCAAGAGAUGAAACAGAUGCGAUUCGUGAAAAGACUCAUGCUGCGAGGCGAGUCGGAAGAACGAGAGAACGAGGAAGGCGAGCAGGAGCACGAGCCAAAGAAUGGUAGUGCGAACGGUGUCGGAGCCAACGGGACCGCACAUCAUCAGAACGGUGGCGCCAAAGUGGGUCUGAAGCGGAAAUUGGAGCCGCAGAGCGUCGGCGGACUUCCGCAGAACAUGAACAAGGAGUUGUGUCAGUUGAUGCUCGAUGAGCUGAUGGCGCAGACGAACGCCAUUCCGUUUUUGCAACCGGUCAAUCCGAAACUCGUGCCCGGCUAUAAAAUGGUCAUUGUGAAGCCGAUGGAUUUCGGGACGAUCAAGACGAAGAACGCGAAGAAUUUGUGAGUUUUUGUUGAGCGGCUAAACCUGAAGUAUAAACGUUUGCAACUUGAUUUCAAAAGUUAACAAUAUCCGGAUCGUGUUAAGUGCAAACUGGAGUAUUUGACUCAAUUUUUAAGAAAGUUAUGGGUCAUCAAAGUUGAGCCCGCUCUGAUCUGGACUUUAAAAAGUGUUUUAAGCUUUCUUCGAGUUUUGACCUGAAAAAUGGGUUAAGCAUGUACUAGACAACAUGUUUCACAAAUUAAAUUACAGGUACGAGACCCCGGAAGACUUUGCCGCCGAUGUGGAGCUCAUCUUCGCGAACUGCCGUCAAUUCAACAUUGAUCACUCGGAAAUCGGGCGGGCCGGCAUGAAUUUGAACAAGUUUUUCCUGAAACGAUGGAAACAAUUGAAGUACAAUUUCACGAAGCGACUACGCAGACUUCAUCGUCAUUGAUUGAAAUUAUCGAUGAUUUUUUAAUCACUUUUCCCUGUUCUCAAUCACAUCUCUUCCGGGUUUUUCGACUGUCAUUUGUUUUUAUGUGAAUACUCUCCAUUAUUAUGUACUUAUCCUCGUGUACACGUGUACAUUUUCAAGCCCCCCCCCCCCUCCUUUUUUUCGUGCAAAUACAUUUCCCGAACUCAAGUGUGUGUUUCCUAUGAUGAUGAUCUUGUAUAACUGUUUGAUUGAUCUUACUUUUAUCCGUUUUUUCUCAUGCAAUGAAUUAAUGCGGAAGUCGGAAGAAUAAAUGGAAAAAUGAAGACUGAAAUACUUAGUUACUUUGUUUAUUCAUCGCGAAAGACCGGUAAAAGAAGAGGGGAUAGGGAGGUAUUACUGUGAGUAAAAAAAACAUAAACAAAAAACAAAAAACAAAAAGAAACACAAAAACAAAAAAGUUCAAACUCCUUGAAAAACGUUUUUGCUCAAUGUGCUCUAGAAUGCUUCUACUGUGUCUGUAGAAGGCAAAAAAAACACAAUGGGACACUCUGAAACCUCCUAUCUUCAAGAAAACUGACAAUCUCGAAUGCCUCUUCACGGUCUCCAGAGCUUACAAUGGGCGCAAGUGCGCCCCGCCCAAUAGAGCGAUCCAUUGGCGCGAAAUUCAAAUUUUAACAGAAAAAAUUGUGUUUUUUGGCAGAUUAGCCACGAAAAACCGAUAAUUUUUCAUUUGUCUCUCGAUAAUCCAAUUGUAUAGGCUAUUACGAAUUUUUUUAAGCGCAAGAGCGUUAAAUUUGGUCAAGUCGCAAAUCACAUUUAUCCGUUUGAAGGUUUUUGGCUAAAACUGCCUGAAUUUCAGUUGUUUUUCGGUAGUUUUCGCGGUUCGAGCGCUCAAAAUACUUGUAUUUACGUGAUUUAUCAUUCUCAAAACCAAUUCUGUCUGAAAACGGUCAAGAAAGCGCAAAAUGAGAAGUGCGGUUUUGAGGCGGCGAAGGCGAAAAAGCAAAGUCCGCGAAAAAUGCGCCAAAACGUCAUUAAUUCUGAGAAUUAGUGUGUUUUCAUGUCGAACAAUCAUUUUUCAUCGCCGUUGACCACAAAAAUCAGAGAAAACCUGCUCAAUUCAUGAAAACGCCAUUUGGCCGAGGCCACGCCCAUAUUGUCAGCUCUGGAGACCGUGUCUUGUUUUUUUUGUUUCCCUUUUCUACCUUUUCUUGAAUUACUUUUCAGAACCCAAUUCCAAUGUUUGUGUCGCCCAAAAACUUGCAUUCAACCAACGCGCGUACAUUUGAUUAAUGUCUCCCUCACGCGGAAAGUUACAAAUGUUAUUCUAGUAGUAAAUCUGAAGAUUUUCCGCAUUGAUAUCAAAGGUAUGUGUAAAGAGAAAGAAGAAGAAAUGAAUGAUACAUCUUCUUCGUUUCCCCCUUUUACAUGGUCUUCACAUUUUCUGAUUCCUUUCAACGAAACUUUUGUAGGCCAGGCAGCUCUUUUCGAUAAAAACAUUACCGAUGAUCUUUCGAUUUUUGAUUUUUUUUUUGCCCGAAGAGAUGUACGUCACACGACUACUGUAGACCAACUUUUUUUCUUUCCGAGACGCACACGUGCUGUCUAGAAACAUUCUUGUGUCGGCAAUGAUAAUGGCAAAAAGUAUUUGUCAUUAAAAUAAUGCAAUAUAAUGUUCCGGCGCAGUUUUUCCCGAAAAACGUAAAUUUUUGAUUUUUUACUUGCAAUGUCCGUGUUUGUCGCUAAUUUUACGCUUCAAACUAACAAGACAAUCGCGCCCUGUCGCUCAUUUUCAAUUUUUAUCGAAAAAUCGGAGGAAACCCGCUUCUGUUCACUUUUUCGUUUAAAUUUCGACAAGAUUAGCGAAAACCCGAAAAACUCGGAGAAGAACGGCUUUUCCCACUUUUUUGACGAAAAUUCACUCAAUUUCCUCCAUUUUCAUUUCCACUGUUCGUUCAUUUUUAAUUAUUGACCAAGAAAAGUGUCACGUGGCGGAAUGUCAACACGAAUAGAUCAAAUAUUUUGUUAGAGGCGCGAGAAUCCGCAAAAUCAAAUAGAAAUGUGCGUCAUUCGCUUCUGUUUGGCCACGUUUCUUCCCUUCUUUUCUCGACAAAUUCGACCUAGGCAAUUUUCCACCUUUUCCCCCCAAUGUUCUGCGGCCACGUGGGCACAAAAAGAGGCGGAGGCGGAAGUCUGUGUCUGAAAAAAAGACUGCUAAUCUUGUGAUUUGCCUCAUUUUUCUCAUAUAUCUCAAUCUUUUCCAUGUUUCCGCAGUGCCACGAGACCUAAAUUGGAUUUGCGAGCUCCGCAUCGCUUCUCUCCGUCUCUUUUUCUUUCCAGCUUUCUCGUCCCUCCACUUUUUCUCUCUCUUAUGGGAAAAUGGGAAACGCCACGAGGCGCGUGCCCUUUUUUUGUACUUUUUCUGGGAAUUAUUGCAAAAAAAAAGCGUGCGUUUUCCCGCAUUUUUCGCCGUUUUGCAGACAAAAAAUCGACGGAACGAUGGCGGCGACGAACGGAAAUGUGGAGAAGCCAAACAAGUAUUUUGACAAAAAGGACAAACGCGACUUUCUUUAUCACUUUGGAUUCGGCGUCGACACGAUCGAUAUUCCGGCGGUUUUCGGCGAUACCAAGGUAGUAUGCACCUUUUCCCUCUAAACGUUUUCUGUAAUUUGCAUUGAGCGUCAUCUUUUUCUACCAACAAUGCUUAGAAAAAUUCUCGAUCACAUGCUUUUCUCACCUUCUACUUCUGUAUUCUGUGAAUACGAAAUUAGGAGCCACGUGUCGAAUUUCCGAGCUAAAAUUACAUUUCGAAGGCAAAAACAAAAACACAUAGCUCACAGGGUCACUUUUUUUUUGUUUUGACCUGAAAAUGCAAUUUUCUUUUGCAGUUUGUGUGCACGGGCGGCUCGCCGGGACGUUUCAAGCUCUACGCCGAGUGGUUCGCCAAAGAGACGAACAUCAAAUGCUCGGAGAAUUUGUCGCGUUCCGACCGUUUUGUGAUCUACAAAACCGGACCGGUGUGCUGGAUCAAUGUACGGUGUUUGCGCAAUGUUUGAACCUCAAAAUUUUAUUAUUUUUUUCAGCACGGAAUGGGCACUCCGUCCCUGAGCAUAAUGCUCGUCGAAUCGUUCAAAUUGAUGCACCAUGCGGGUGUCAAAAAUCCGACGUAAGGGAUUUUCACUAAACACCGUCAAAAAUGAGUUUUUGUCAGGUUCAUCCGUCUGGGAACGUCGGGCGGAGUGGGCGUACCGCCCGGAACCGUCGUCGUCUCGACCGCAGCUAUGAACGCGGAGCUCGGCGACACUUAUGUGCAGGUCAUUGCCGGAAAAAGGGUACGCUUUGUGUAGAAGUGAAUUUUAGCAAUUUGUUUCUGCAAAAUAAAAGUUUCAGAUCGAGCGCCCGACGCAACUGGACGGAACCCUUCGCGAGGCGCUUUGCGACGUCGCAAAACAGAAGAAUAUUCCGGUGGAGACGGGAAAAACGUUGUGCGCCGACGAUUUUUAUGAGGGUGAGAGCGCUUUGUUUUUUCAGGGUUUUCAUACACAUAGUUGUAGGCCAAAUGCGUCUGGACGGCUACUUUUGCGACUACGAGGAAGAGGACAAGUACGCGUUUCUGCGCAAACUGAACGAGUUGGGCGUGCGCAACAUCGAGAUGGAAUCCACGUGUUUCGCGUCGUUCACGUGCCGCGCCGGCUUCUCGUCGGCCAUCGUCUGCGUCACUCUUCUCAACCGCAUGGACGGCGAUCAGGUAACGAAUUUGUUUUAGAAUGCGACAAGUCGGUUGACGUGUUUCGCGUGAAGCGACCUUCAAAGUGUCUCAACUUUCUCAAUUUUGCACAUUUUUGACGGUUGAGCGCUCAAAUCGAAGUUUACCACUCAGACAAUCAGUCCAUCAAAACGAAAUUUAAAGGCGCACGCACAAAUGUGCUCAUUUUUCCGCAUUUUCAGGUGCAAAUCGCGAAGGAGCAGUACGUCGAGUACGAGGAACGCCCAUUCCGGCUCGUGACCGCCUACAUUCGCAAAACAACCGGAAUCUAG